GGCUUUGCUUUGCAUUUGGCAGAAGAAGAAGAUGCUCCGAAAAUGUGGCGGCAAAUCGGGGACAGAGAAGCGGGAAAGCUCCGCCCAAAUUCGUUCUUAAAUCGAAUCAAGUCCACACGGAUCCAAACGCUCCAACUCUCCAAUCACAAAGACAUCAUCUCCCCUCAUCGCGGCUCCGUCAACACUCUCCAGCUCGAUUUGACGGAGGGCCGGUACCUGUUAUCCGGCGCCUCCGAUGCUUCCGCCGCCGUCUUCGAUGUCCAGCGCGGGACCGAUUACGGACGCGGCGGAGCUAUCACGAGGCACAAGUGCUUGUUUGCGGUGGAUAAGCAGCACGAGCACGGGCAUAAGUAUGCGGUGUCCUCCGCCGUAUGGUAUCCGGUCGACACCGGACUGUUUGUGACGGGUUCGUACGAUCAUCACAUCAAUGUUUGGGAUACGAAUACGACGCAGGUAGUGAUGGACUUCAAGAUGCCAGGGAAGGUGUACCGGACUGCAAUGUCCCCUCUGGCAACUUCUCACAUGCUAAUUGCUGCCGGUACUGAAGAUGUUCAAGUUCGCCUCUGUGAUAUUGCUUCUGGGGCUUUUGCUCACACCUUGUCUGGCCACCGCGAUGGUGUGAUGACUGUGGAAUGGUCUACUUCUAGUGAGUGGGUAUUGCUUACAGGUGGAUGUGAUGGUGCAAUACGUUUUUGGGACAUUAGACGUGCCGGAUGUUUUCGUGUUUUGGAUCAAUCUCAGUCUCAGCUUGGGAGGCGUCCACCCAUCCUGGAACGCUCUGCCACAAUUAAGGUUUUCUUCUUUGCUUUGCUGAGCCAAAAGUGUUUGUUUUCAAAUUACUGACCGCGUUCAGUUUUUAUGAUUAUAUUAUUUGCUUCACAGUUA
Messenger RNA from Pyrus x bretschneideri (Chinese white pear), 885 nucleotides. RefSeq names its product WD repeat-containing protein ATCSA-1-like. NCBI's taxonomy places the organism in Eukaryota, Viridiplantae, Streptophyta, Magnoliopsida, Rosales, Rosaceae. Gene Ontology annotation, molecular function: protein binding. Gene Ontology annotation, biological process: proteasome-mediated ubiquitin-dependent protein catabolic process; protein polyubiquitination; transcription-coupled nucleotide-excision repair. The coding region runs from base 43 to 843 and encodes 266 amino acids. The transcript has 2 exons. Gene Ontology annotation, cellular component: nucleotide-excision repair complex; Cul4A-RING E3 ubiquitin ligase complex. The record is from RefSeq and is a predicted model, not a curated record.